GACAACAUAUGUAUUUCUUCAAAUGAGACUCAUUUGACAACACUGGAUAAAAUGAGAUGCUUGCGGAAACGUUCAGCAGUGUCAUUCUUAGGGCUCCUUGUCAUUUGCCUUCUCUUCAUGAACUUGUACAUUGAAGAUGGGUAUGUCUUGAAGGGAGACAAACAGCUCAUUAGAGAAACAUCCACACAUCAACUGAAUUCAGAACGUUAUGUGCACACUUUUAAAGAUUUAUCUAAUUUCUCAGGAGCCAUAAAUGUCACCUAUCGCUAUCUAGCUGGCACUCCAUUACCAAGAAAAAAGUACCUAACAGUUGGACUUUCAUCAGUCAAAAGAAAAAAAGGAAACUAUUUGCUUGAAACAAUCAAGUCUAUAUUUGAGCAAUCCAGCUAUGAAGAACUGAAGGAAAUUGCAGUGGUAGUUCAUCUUGCAGAUUUUGACUUACCUUGGUGUGACAGUAUGGUACGAGAUAUUACACAGAAAUUUGCUCACCACAUAAUCGCUGGCCGAUUGAUGGUCAUACAUGCUCCUGAGGAAUAUUACCCAAUCCUGGAUGGCCUUAAAAGAAAUUAUAAUGAUCCAAAUGAUCGAGUCAAGUUUCGAUCCAAGCAGAACGUGGAUUAUGCUUUCCUCCUUAAUUUUUGUGCCAACAUUUCAGACUAUUAUGUAAUGUUAGAAGAUGAUGUUCGAUGUUCAAAAAAUUUCUUGUCUGCCAUUAAGAAAGUGAUCACGUCACGAGAAGGUUCUUACUGGGUGACGCUGGAAUUUUCCAAGCUUGGCUACAUUGGAAAACUCUACCAUUCCCAUGAUCUCCCACGACUGGCACAUUUUUUGUUAAUGUUUUACCAGGAAAUGCCUUGUGAUUGGCUAUUGAUUCAUUUCCGUAGUCUCCUGGCUCAAAAGGAUGUGAUGCGUUUUAAACCUUCUCUGUUCCAGCAUAUAGGAUAUUAUUCCUCAUACAAAGGAGCAGAGAACAAAUUAAAAGAUGAUGACUUUGAAGAGGAUUCAUUUGACAUCCCUGACAAUCCACCUGCAGAGCUAUACACAAAUAUGAAUGUAUUUGAAAAUUAUGAUGCAAGCAAAGCAUAUAGCAGUGUUGAUGAGUACUUUUGGUCCAAGGCACCUGCAGUAGGAGAUUAUUUUGUAAUUGUAUUUGAAAAGCCCAUCAAUAUCAGCAAAAUUAAAGUGAGUACUGGAACAGAAGAUCGACAAAAUGACAUCUUGCAUCAUGGAGCUCUGGAAGUUGGUGAAAAUAUAGGGUGGAGCAAAAAGGGAAAACAGUGUGCCACUUACUUGAGACUAGGGGAAUUCCAAAAUGGAAACUUUGAAAUAGCAGAUGUGAAGCACAAAGUUCCAUUUGAUAUUCACUGUAUAAGAAUACUUGCCACCAGAACACAAAAGGAAUGGCUGAUCAUUAGGAGUGUUAGUAUUUGGACUUUUCAGCCAGUGAAUCAAUGA
Molecule: messenger RNA, 1455 nt
Organism: Vombatus ursinus (common wombat)
Lineage: Eukaryota; Metazoa; Chordata; Mammalia; Diprotodontia; Vombatidae
Gene: MGAT4C
Product: MGAT4 family member C
Exons: 3
Coding region: 52-1455 (467 amino acids)
Biological process (GO): protein N-linked glycosylation
Molecular function (GO): acetylglucosaminyltransferase activity
Source: RefSeq, a predicted model, not a curated record